CACAACAAACAACACAGCUCUCUCCCCAUCAUUGCUAAAAUCCUUCGAAGGCAACUUUACAUCGUACCGCUAACACUAUCCGUAUCCACGCUUUUAGUUCGAGCAUCUGCUUUUUAGCUUUGCAAUGGCUUCUCGUCAGGAUCAGGCUAGCUACCGCGCCGGGGAGGCCAAGGCCCGCACCGAGGAGAAGACGGGGCACGUGAUGGGCGCGGCGCAGGAGAAGGCGCGGGAGGCCAAGGACACGGCGUCCGACGCCGCGGGCCGCGCCAUGGGCAGGGGCGGCGACGCCAAGGAGGCGACCAAGGAAAAGGCUUACGAGGCCAAGGACAUGGCCUCCGACGCGACGGGCCGAGCCAUGAACAAAGGCCGCGACGCCGCGGAGGUGACCAAGGAGAAAGGCCUCGAGGCCAAGGACAAGACCGCCGAGACGGCCCAGCAGACCGGGAGCUACAUUGGGCAGACCGCCGAGGCCGCCAAGCAGAAGGCCGCCGGCGCCGCGCAGUACGCCAUGGACACCGUGGUGGCCGGCAAGGACAAGACAGGAAGCGUCCUCGUGCAGGCAGGGGAGACGGUGAAGAGCGCGGCGGUGGGGGCCAAGGACGCGGUGAUGAACACCAUCGGAAUGGGCGCCGACAACAACGGCAGCAGCACUAACGUCCCCGGCAAGGACACGAGCACUUACAAGCCUGGGAAGGGUUACUAAUCUUUCGAAAAGGAGGGCAACUAAUCGUGCUACUGUCGAAGUGUUACCUGAUGUAUGUUUCUAAGUUGUAGUUUGAUUUCUACGUGUCUGUUGCCACUUUGGUUUCUAAAUUAGUGUUACAUGUGGAGGUUGUAAUGUGUCAGGACCUAGACAAAUGCCCACCGAUGCAUUCCUUGACUCCUCCAUUUGAUGUUUCCGUUUCAGAAUAUAAUAAAGGUGUACUCGAACUGUUUUGUUCUGUAA
Brachypodium distachyon (stiff brome) is the source of this 946-nucleotide messenger RNA. Its product is annotated as late embryogenesis abundant protein 14. Bases 125 to 703 code for a protein of 192 amino acids. The record is from RefSeq and is a predicted model, not a curated record. NCBI's taxonomy places the organism in Eukaryota, Viridiplantae, Streptophyta, Magnoliopsida, Poales, Poaceae. The transcript has 3 exons.